UUUGUACUUGCAUACGCUGAGGAAGUAUUCAUUUUAGAGAGGAAGAAAGCAAACGGGUGACAGAUUUGUCCAGCAUCAUGGGAUGCCUGUUUGUUGUUGUUUUGGUGGCAAUUUUCAACAACGCGUUUGCUGACCAAGGAGGACGCCGGUGGGGAUACGAAGAAACAGAGUUCGGUCCGGCAGACUGGGGUCUAGCGGUGCCGUCAUGCAGUGGUCAGUUCCAGUCUCCCAUCGACAUAGUUACUAGUUUGUCUCAGACAAACUCUUCUUAUGGUGGCCUAGUGCCGAUCUUUGAUAAUGAGGAUGGAACAGUGAGUGGUGUCUUGUCCAACAAUGGCCACGCCCCUACAGUUACUCUGGAUAAAACCCAAGGCGGUGUAACCCUCACGGCAGGUCCUCUUGGUCAAAACACCUUUCGUCUGGAACAGUUUUACUUUCAUUUUGGAUGCGAAAGCAAUGUUGGCUCUGAACAUACCGUGGAUGGAAACUCUUUUGCAUCAGAGAUGCACUUGGUGUUUUAUAAUGACAUCUAUGGAAAUUUCAAGGACGCCGUCUCCAAGCCCGAUGGGUUGGUGGUUAUCGGAGUGUUUCUGCAGGUGAACGGAGGAUUCAACAAAUGGAUGGAGAAAAUUGCUCUGGCCUCAACCAAUGUCGUAACUCCCAAUGGUGACAGCUACAGUCUUGAUGGCGGUAUACCGCUGACACAGCUUGUUCCAGACUUGAUGUCAAAAAGCGCUCCUUACUACACGUACAAAGGUUCCCUUACCACCCCUCCCUGCUACGAAUCCGUGCAAUGGAUCGUAAUGAAGAACCCAAUACCGAUCACCGAAUCCCAGCUGGAAUUACUGCGAUCGUUAUCCACGAUUAGCGACGACCCUCUGUGCAACAACUUCAGGCCUGUGAAACCGCUGAAUGGCCGCAAGAUUUUCACGUGGCCUGGAAAGGAAAAGCUGUCUGGCCUGCUGAAUGUCCCCUUUUACCAUUGACGAUCCAAUAGUGUCACUAAGACAUAACGAGGUCUAUAUGAUUACUAGUAGAAAGCCGGGUCAUAAUUUGGACUUGUUUCCUUUUUAGCAAAUAUCUAUCUUAAUUUAAUGGUAGUUCACCGAAGGUUGCAAAAAAAGUCAGAAAAGUUAAUAAAAAGCGGGCUUUCACCAUAACACUAAGCUGAAACGACCGUGUAACCUUUUGGGCUUAUAUGAAUCAUUUGCCAUUACUUUUUGUGAUCCUUAUAUUAUCUUUGCGUUAUAUUGGUAAACAUCACACUAAGAGUCCUAAAUUACCAAGCCUGUCCUCUGCGUUUCUUUAUGGUUUUUUCUCUGGAAUUGGCAGGAAAAUAUUCUCGGUAUCCUGGGUUCACCAGUGGAUUCCGGUGAGUCGUAAGGAGGUGUAUUGAGUUUGGACGAGAGGGAGUCGACGCUUUUAAACGCUGUCUCGCUCUCUUUUGCGAUUAUCAGAGAGUUAGCUAUACCAUAAGGUUGUACGUGUGUUAUUUUGGGGACUAAA
Pocillopora verrucosa is the source of this 1506-nucleotide messenger RNA. RefSeq names its product carbonic anhydrase 2. Gene Ontology annotation, molecular function: zinc ion binding; carbonate dehydratase activity. NCBI's taxonomy places the organism in Eukaryota, Metazoa, Cnidaria, Anthozoa, Scleractinia, Pocilloporidae. The record is from RefSeq and is a predicted model, not a curated record.